CUCACCACAAACAACCUGACCACAAUGACGAACCCGACGCUCGACCCCUACGUCGCAAAGGCGACGAACGACGACCUGACGCCGCAAGAGAAGAUCGACGGCGUGAAGAAGAUCAUUCAGGAGGCAAAGUUCGGGAUGCUUACGACGCACUCGUCCGACGGACACCUAUACUCGCGCGCCAUGACGCCCGCGUCGCCGCAUGAUCGGAAUGAGUUGACCCUCACCUUCAUCGCCAACAACGUCUCGCCCAAGUUUGACGAGGUGAAGAAUGACUCGAACGUCAACGUCAGCUUCGCGCUUUCCAACACCGACUGGGCCUCCUUCUCCGGACAGGCGAAAGUCAGCCAGGACCCCAACCUCAUCAAGAAGUACUGGUCCUCGGUGGACAAGUCCUGGUUCGGCGACCUCAAGGACGGCAUCCACAAGGGCGACGAGACCGACCCACGCGUGUCCGUCAUCCAGGUCAUCCCCGAUGAGAUUCGGUACUGGACGGUCACGAAGAACGCUGCGGCGCGCGCGGUGGACAUCGCUACGAGUGCUGUGACUGGCAAUGCUGCGUCGCCAGGCGAAUUGAGGACGAUUACGAAGGCGGAGAUUCAGUUGACGCAAGGGUUGACGAGCAAGUAAAGAGG
Molecule: messenger RNA, 632 nt
Organism: Schizophyllum commune H4-8
Lineage: Eukaryota; Fungi; Basidiomycota; Agaricomycetes; Agaricales; Schizophyllaceae
Exons: 4
Coding region: 25-627 (200 amino acids)
Source: RefSeq, a predicted model, not a curated record